ACUAAACAACUCCAAGGAGCCGCCGACAUAUUUUUUUUUAUUCUAAUGACUAUGGCGCAGCACCGGAUUUCCUUCAAAAUAAACAACAACACACCCCUUUACUACAGGGGUAUUUAGCACACUUGCCCAAGCUCACUGCAAUUCACCAACAGACAUCCCGUUUCCUGAAGAACCCCUCACUCUGUCUAAAGAACAGGAUGCCGGAUUUUUUCCUGCUCGUCUUGGGUUGCAGCUCAACAACUCUUGCUAUAACAAUUUUCAGGAAGCUAGGGAGAGGGGAAUUUUCCUCUACUUGGUUGGCUUCAGAUUCUGAAGCGGAGGAGAUGUUAAGAUACUGUGCCAUCAAAAUUCUGACCGUUCAUGAUACCAAAGCUCAUCAUGAUGUUCGUCUGCUCGAGCUGGAAGUCAUGCAAACUAACGCUGGACUGACCAUGACAUCCUUUCUGCCUCGCCUCCGUGACCACUUCGAGAUAAAUGGACCUCAACGGUCAACACCUCUGCCUUGUUCUCCCUGCUCUCUGUGAAAGCGUGAAUAGCUUAGAUGUUCGGCACCCUCGAAACUGCUCUACCCUCCAAAAGUUAAGAUUAUUGUUGCUGAAGUCUUGGAAGCCUUGACUCGGCUGCAUGCCGCAAAUAUCAUAUAUACAG
Suillus subalutaceus is the source of this 648-nucleotide messenger RNA. RefSeq lists its product as uncharacterized. Gene Ontology annotation, molecular function: ATP binding. The record is from RefSeq and is a predicted model, not a curated record. The transcript is spliced from 3 exons. The coding region runs from base 198 to 524 and encodes 108 amino acids. Lineage: Eukaryota; Fungi; Basidiomycota; Agaricomycetes; Boletales; Suillaceae.